Messenger RNA from Penicillium bovifimosum, 1233 nucleotides. Its product is annotated as Zn(II)2Cys6 transcription factor domain-containing protein. Gene Ontology annotation, biological process: regulation of transcription by RNA polymerase II. Bases 1 to 1233 code for a protein of 410 amino acids. NCBI's taxonomy places the organism in Eukaryota, Fungi, Ascomycota, Eurotiomycetes, Eurotiales, Aspergillaceae. The record is from RefSeq and is a predicted model, not a curated record. Gene Ontology annotation, molecular function: zinc ion binding; DNA-binding transcription activator activity, RNA polymerase II-specific. The transcript is spliced from 2 exons.
AUGGCCACAUUUCCACCAGGUCGCCGCUCGCACCGAAAGUCGCGGGCAGGAUGCGCGCAAUGCAAAAAGCGGAAAGUCAAGUGCGAUGAGAGCCGGCCUCAUUGCCGCAACUGUGAAAAGCACGGGGUGGUCUGUUCCUUCACCAGCACCCCAUCCGCACUCUUGACCCCAAAAGCGGAAAGCGCAGUAUCACCAGUCUCACUAUCUGGACCCGAAAGUGUGGGAUCCGGAAGAGCUCCUCCUUCAGCACAAGGACCACAGCUAUUGCCAAGUCUGUCUUCGUUGGGACCAUUUCCUUCGACAUUGGCUGUUUUCGACCUAGAGUUGUUGCACCACUGGACAACAUCAACUUGCUACACGCUAUCACGAAGCCCAGCAGUACAGACUGUUUGGCGAGAUGAAGCACCUCGCAUUGGCUUUGCGACGCCCGCAGUAUUGCACACCUUGUUGGCAUUUUCCGCGCUACAUUUAGCCCGCUCGGAUGAAUCCCGACGCGGAACUUGCCUUGCUCAUGCACAGAUGCACCAUAGCACGGCGGUGAGACAGAUAAUCCCACUUGUCUCACCUCUUGCCCGAGACAACGGUGCUGCGCUUUUCCUUUUCUCUACUCUGACAUGCAUGUUCUCCUGCGCCAAGCCCUCAGAAGACGGCGAUUUUCUAGUCCUCUUUGAACGAGGCACUCUGUCAGAAUGGGCCCGACUUUUCCGAGGGACGACGACCGUUAUCCGCACAGGCGGGGAAGAUCUUCGUACUGGGAGGUUAGCGCCGAUUUUCACAAACGGGACAUAUCUGGUUGCUGCCCAUAGAUCACCACAGGCUCUUGAACAGGGUAAACCCCAUGUCUGGGAGUUGCAACGGAUGAUGUGGAGGGAGUGUGCGGCUGACCCGUCGCUUCGGAGCAUCUACCAGGAUGCUAUAGAUGAACUCGCGCGAACACUGGGUCUAGCCAUUAAGCCUGGCGUCACGCGGAGGCUGGAGACUGCAGAUGUCUUUCGAUGGCUUCUUGAUGUGUCGGAUGAGUAUCUAAAUCUUCUGUGCCAGGAAGCUCCGAUUGCGCUUGUUGUAUUUGCUUAUUGGUGUGCGUCCGUUCGUCAGAUCGAGUGGAUGUGGUGGAUGGAAGGUCUAAGCUCGCGUCUUAUGACACAAAUCUACUCUGUGUUGGAUCAGAGGUAUCGAGACUGGCUCUCGUGGCCUCGGGAUAUCAUAACUGGGAGUUAUGAUCAGUUCAAUUGA